Molecule: messenger RNA, 3451 nt
Organism: Clupea harengus (Atlantic herring)
Lineage: Eukaryota; Metazoa; Chordata; Actinopteri; Clupeiformes; Clupeidae
Gene: apbb2b
Product: amyloid beta (A4) precursor protein-binding, family B, member 2b
Biological process (GO): regulation of DNA-templated transcription
Cellular component (GO): nucleus; cytoplasm
Molecular function (GO): amyloid-beta binding; transcription factor binding
Source: RefSeq, a predicted model, not a curated record
AUAAUUAUACUACAUCAUGACUAUAAACUACUUGUAGGUUAGAUUGUGCAUAAUCUCAGGGGGCUGGGAAAAGUGUUUCCUGUGGUUCGUACAGUGAUUGGGGCGUUCAGUUCCGGAGCGGCAGCAGCGACAUCUGGAAGGGAGGAGAAUUGGAAAGAAAGGCAGAAGAAAAGCAGAGAGCGUGAAGGGAGCCCUGACACAGGAGAGUGGCUGUAUAUGUAUGAUGACAUUGCUGCAAACGGGUGGAGAGCGAUACAGUGACACCAUCAUGGACAAAGCCUCAUUUUGGAACUUUCCAGAAUUCUCAGCUCUCUGAUUUUCAUUUUCUGAAGACUCAUCUGGUCUGAGGCUGAUCUCAGACUCCUUGGACAUAAUGUCGGUGUGUGUGCAGUCAUCCUGUAACUCCACCCCAUCUGUGGAUGUGGCCAAUCACAACGGCUCCCAAGUGGCUCCUCCCACUUCGCUGAGCCUGCGCUCCUCCCACAACCAGCUGCUGAGCACUGAGCUCAUGAAGCAGGGCUCGUCCACGCCUCCCAAGUGUCGCAAGAAGUACGCGCUCACCAGCAUCCAGAGUGCCAUGGGCCUGAGCGACACGGCCCCUCCUGCCCAAGCCCCAGCCUCCGCCCCAGACCCCGACCCCUCCUCCAACCCCAAACACGCCAAGAACGGGGUCAAUCAGCUGCGCAAGGCUGCUGAACAUCAAGACCUCAACAAGAACACCAGUGAGCUCGUCCCACAUGCUAACCUUGAGCCUGAGCUCAACAAGAACACCAGUGCGCUCGUCCCACAUGCUAACUCUGAGCUCAACAAGAACACCAGUGAGCUCGUCCCACAUGCUAACUCUGAGCUCAACAAGAACACCAGUGAGCACGUCCCACAUGCUAACCCUGAGCCUGAGCUCAACAAGAACACCAAUGAGCACGUCCCACAUGCUAACUCUGAGCCUGAGCUCAAUGCGGACGAGCAGGAGCUCAGCGCAGAGCAGGACUCCCACAUGGAUCUGGACUCCAACACGCUGAGUGAGUCUGUGUCCAGCGAGGAUGAGUGGACCUGAACACAACAGCGGAAGAGGGAGGAGGAGGAGGAAGAGGACCGCAUCUCCAAUGCUUCGCUGGCUGACUCAGACGACCUGCUCAUCCUGCCGGAACUCCACAAGGUGGACGAUGACGAAAAGGAUGUGAAGAAGUCCCCAACCCUGGACAGGAAGUCACCUUCCCUGGACAGGAAGUCGCCCUCUGAGAACAAGGGGUCACCUUCCCUGGACAGGAAGUCGCCCUCUGAGAACAAGGGGUCACCUUCCCUGGACAGGAAGUCGCCCUCUGAGAACAAGGGGUCACCUUCCCUGGACAGGAAGUCGCCCUCUGAGGACAAGGGGUCACCUUCCCUGGACAGGAAGUCGCCCUCUGAGGACAAGGGGUCUUGCGAGGAGAAGAGCAGGAUCCUGCUGGAGGCGGAUGAUGCGCUGGAACAGGAAGUGACUCAGCCUCUGUUAAAGCAGCCCCGCCCCCCCUCACUGCCCAAGCAGCCCAGCUCUGAGGACACGCCCCUUCUGUCCUCCUCCCCUUCCUCCUCACCGGAGGUGAAGAAGGACAGGCCGAGAACGGGGGCCAAGACGGACUGUGCCCUCAACCGCAUCCAGAGCCUGGCCCCUAGCGACGAGGAGUCCAGCUGGACCACACUCUCCCAGGACAGCGCCUCCCUGGGCUCUCCAGAAGAGACUGAUAUCUGGAGUGAGCAGGCGUGUCACACAGACCCAGACCUCCCCCCAGGAUGGAAGAAGAUCACAGACAUGGCGGGCAUCUACUACUGGCACAUCCCCACGGGCACCACCCAAUGGGAACGGCCCGCAUCCAGAGCCACGCCCCCAGAUGCCAUGCCCACCUGUGCACAGACCGCACGCAAACACUCCUCCGGCUCCCUCUCACCCUCACCCACACCAGACCAGGAGGCUGAGGUGUUCUUCAGAGAUGCGUCUCUGCGUUCAGGGAGCACCACCUCCGAGGGCUCUGUAGAGCCCAUGCCCAUGCCUAUGCACAUCCCGGACGCUGAGGUGGCAAACUACGGAUUUGUCAACACCUGCUACUUUCCACGGUCCUCAUCACUGCAUCUCAUGGCAGAUCAAGACAAAAGCACUCAUACACAACAGUCCCAGGAGAAGAAACAGUCUUGGAGUGAGUUUGCCGUGGGCACUGGUGGAAAGAUUGAUAGUGAGAUCUGGAAGGACCUGCAGGCAGCCACAAUGACCUCUGACCCCAGCCUGAAGGAGUUUGAGGGAGCAACCCUGCGUUACGCUUCCUUGAAGUUGAGGUAAAACCCCUGGGAAGAGAUUUAAAGCUUGUGUGAGGAGGACUCCAGCGGUGUCAACACUGACCCAGAGGCCAAAUGUUUUGCAGUGCGCUCCCUUGGAUGGGUUGAAAUGGCAGAGGAAGACCUGGCUCCAGGCAAAAGCAGUGUUGCUGUGAACAACUGCAUCCGCCAGCUGUCCUACUGCAAGAAUGACAUCAGAGAUACAGUGGGCAUCUGGGGAGAGGGGAAGGAUAUGUACUUGCUGUUGGAGAACAACCUGCUGAACCUGGUUGACCCGAUGGACCGCAGCGUCCUGCACUCUCAGCCCAUCGUCAGCAUCCGUGUGUGGGGCGUGGGCCGAGACAACGGCAGGGAUUUUGCGUAUGUGGCGCGAGACAAAGACACCCGUAUUCUGAAAUGUCAUGUGUUCCGCUGUGACACGCCUGCCAAAGCCAUCGCCACCAGUCUACACGAGAUCUGCUCCCGGAUCAUGGCGGAGCGUAAGAUCGCCAAAGCAGCAAUGGGCGGAGCCCUGCAUGAUCGACAUGCAGGAGUAGAUCUCCCUUUUGCAGCCGAGUUCCCCACUCCAAAGACGGAACUGGUGCAGAGGUUCCAGGUUCUGUAUCUGGGGAUGAUGCCCGUGGCCAAGCCCAUUGGGAUGGACAUUGUGAAUGGAGCCAUAGACUGCCUGAUGACGGCCGCCCCACGUGACGACUGGACCCCGGUGCUGCUGAAUGUGGCUGAUGCCACGGUCACUGUCAUGAGAGACCAGGAGGAUGAGGAGGUGCUGGUGGAGUGCCGCGUGCGCUUCCUCUCCUUUAUGGGCGUGGGACAUGACAUCCACUCCUUCGCCUUCGUCAUGGACACGGGCAGCCAGCACUUUGAGUGUCACGCGUUCUGGUGCGAGCCCAACGCCGGGAGCGUGUCAGAGGCCGUGCAGGCAGCAUGCAUGCUGAGGUAUCAGAAGUGUCUGGUGGCUCGUCCUCCGUCUCAGCGGCCGUGUGGCGCGGCGCCUCCUCCCGACUCGGUGUCCCGGCGCGUCUCCAGCAGCGUGAAGCGCGGCGUCCUCUCCCUCAUCGACACGCUCAAGCAGAAGAGGCCCCUGCAGGAGCAGCCCCAGUAACAACCCCAGGACACCCCAUCCCCCACCCCCCCCCACGACACA